UUUUCAAUUUCAAAGUUUAUUUUACGAACCAUAUGCGAUGAUAGUGCAUAGUUAAUCGCUUGCCGGUGUUAUCAGUUUUUCAUGUGACAGAAAAAGACAAAUAAAGAUUUUAGUACUGCUAUUUUAAAUUUGUGACCAUUUUACUUUAUAGCUGACAGGAGCGGAAAAUUAUGGGAAAAAUGUUAUUAAGGACUAGAAAAAUAGGGUUGGUUUUUAGGGUCACUUGUAUUUGUGUUGUGAGUUUUACUUAUUUAUUUGUGGCUUUGGUAGCAAAUAAUGCUAAGGGUGGAUUUUCGAAUGAACCCGUUUUAGGAAAUACCUAUAGGAGUUCGCGCCAUUUGCUUGCUCUGUCCAAAGAUGUUUUACCACGAAAUAAAACUGCGACUGUACCACCAGAUUUCAAAGUGCAAAAUUCAUCUUCUGGGGCAAGUCAAAAUGUUACCUCCCUUGAUAACUCCACCUCCCAGGCAAAUGAACAAAAUUGUACACCUCCAGCCAUAGAAGAGUUCCCUUCAGACGGUCUCACUAGGGAACAAAGGAAACAUGGUUGGGUCCUGAUCCAUUUAUUUAUAGCCUGUUAUCUGUUUAUAUUCUUAGCUGUUGUUUGUGAUGACUACUUUGUGCCUUGCAUUAAGAAACUCUGUGAUGUUCUUCACCUGAAAGAAGAUGUAGCUGGUGCAACGUUUAUGGCCAUAGCGAGUUCCAGUGCGGAAAUUUUUAUUAACUCAAUUGGUACCUUCAUCACACAGGGAGACCUUGGUGUGGGCACUAUAGUUGGUUCUGCCGUUUUUAAUAUUUUAGCUGUACCAGCUUGUUGUGGUUUCUUUGCAAAUAUGGUGUUAGACUUAGAAUGGUACCCGUUGACCAGAGAUAGCGUAGUUUAUGGUAUGUCAGUCAUUUUGCUCAUAGUUUUUCUGCAGGACGGAAAAAUUUUCUAUUAUGAAGCACUAUGUCUAGUGUUGCUUUACACUAUUUACGUUCUCGUAAUGGUUUUCAAUGACAGUCUAAGAUCGUGUUUUCACAAAAUUGUGACUAAAUUCAGAAGGAGGCGGUUUUAUAAAGAAAUUAUAAGCGAAAACCAACCGUUACUCGUCCAAUCUAAUGGAAAAGUGAAUAACAAUUAUAGCAGCGGGGUACACGACAUCUUGGCUUCUGAUCUAACGUUAAAAGACAUCGAAGAAUUAGAAGAAUCAACGAACAUCUGGGAAUGGCCGACUGAAGAUACGAAAAAAGCGAAAUGUUGGUGGACAUUUACUUGGCCCAUUUCAUUUAUUUUGUAUAUGACGACACCUACCAUGAAGAACCACCCGAAAAUGUUUGCGGUUACAUUUAUUAUGUGCAUUUUCUGGAUAGGGAGUGUUUCUUAUGUUGUGGCAUGGUUGAUCACUAUUAUAGGUGACACAUUGGAAAUUCCAGAUUCGGUAAUGGGUCUCACGUUUUUGGCUGCUGGGACAAGUGUGCCCGAGGCAGUUUCUAGCGUUUUAGUUACAAAUCAAGGUCAUGGAGCAAUGGGAAUAUCUAGCUCAAUAGGAUCAAAUACUUUUGAUAUUCUGCUUUGCUUAGGGUUACCCUGGUUUAUUAAAUCUGCUUUUUAUCCAAAAGUCGCUGGCGAAUACUGGAUUACUAUAAAUUCUCAAGGAAUAAACUAUAGCUGUGCCUGCUUGCUUACCACCCUAAUAUUAGUGUAUUCAAGUUUCUGUUUUAACCGAUUUAAGUUGGAUUGGAAAAUUGGUCUAAGUUGCCUCAUGAUGUACGUGGGAUUUUUAGUGUUCGCUACACUGGUUGAGUUAAACGUGUUUUUCCCCGUUAAUUUACCGACAUGCGGCAGAUGACAGCCAAUAUUUUUGGACAACCAUCUUGGAUACUAAAACUACUUAAUAUUUAAGUUUUUGCCUAAUGUUUGCAAGUUGUAUUUGCAGUUAAUAGUAAUAACACUUUUAAAAAUA
Molecule: messenger RNA, 1946 nt
Organism: Anthonomus grandis grandis
Lineage: Eukaryota; Metazoa; Arthropoda; Insecta; Coleoptera; Curculionidae
Product: sodium/potassium/calcium exchanger 3-like
Exons: 9
Coding region: 171-1832 (553 amino acids)
Biological process (GO): intracellular calcium ion homeostasis; calcium ion transmembrane transport
Cellular component (GO): membrane
Molecular function (GO): calcium channel activity; calcium, potassium:sodium antiporter activity
Source: RefSeq, a predicted model, not a curated record